Osmerus eperlanus (European smelt) is the source of this 1047-nucleotide messenger RNA. RefSeq names its product regulator of G-protein signaling 21-like. The record is from RefSeq and is a predicted model, not a curated record. The transcript is spliced from 4 exons. NCBI's taxonomy places the organism in Eukaryota, Metazoa, Chordata, Actinopteri, Osmeriformes, Osmeridae. Bases 146 to 601 code for a protein of 151 amino acids.
ACAAUCUCAAUCUCAGCUGAGCACUGGCAGGAGCCAUCUCUCUAUUGAGACAAAGGACACAGAGAUGGCAAUAAAGUGAGUUAUUUCCUAUUUGAUUCAAGGGCUUAUAGUAACACAAUUCUUCAGCCAACUACUCACAGCAACAAUGUGGAAAGGGAGGUUUGCACUUUCUGGUAGAUUGUGUUGCUUUCCCAAGGAUCCACUUGAAGAGGCUGAGACUUGGGGAGAGUCUGUAGACAAACUCCUGGAAUGUAAAUCUGGCCAAAUAGCUUUCCGUGAUUUCCUCAAAUCGGAGUACAGUGAGGAGAACAUCUUGUUUUGGCUGGCCUGUGAGGAGUACAAAAAGAUUAAGUCAGUUCCUGAGAUGAUCUCCUCUGCCAAUAGGAUCUACUCAGAGUUUGUCCAAGUGGAAGCCCCCAGACAGAUCAAUAUUGAUUGUGGGACCAGAGAAAACAUAACCAAAAACAUCUCCCAGCCCAGCCUGUCCUCCUUCGACACAGCACAGAAGCUGAUCUACAGUCUGAUGGCCAGGGACUGUUACCCACGGUUUCUCAAGUCGGACCUUUACCAGGCACUGCUGAUGAGAGCAGACUCAAGGUGACUCUCUCAAACUAUGGGCUCACCAACUGUGGUUUCUCAUCUUUUUAUCUCACAGUCUUAUCACUCAUUUAUCGUUUGUUUCACUUCAAAAUAGUAGUACAGGUAGCCAUGCCUACUGUCGAUGAGUAAUUGAGUAGUCAAUGAUGGGUGAAGAGGCGUUUAACUCAAAUGUGUGCUAUACUUUAACCUUUAGAUUUCUGGAACAAUGUGACCGUUUUCAAUGCUGCAUUUAUGAACUUGCAUAUCCGUCCUCUCAUAUAAUAAGACAAUUGUUUCAACAAUAUUAUAACAUUUGGAUUUGUCACAAUUUUUAAUUCUGAUUAAUCUGGUGUCUCAUUUAAAAUGAACAUAAAUGUUACUGUAUAUGGUUUGUUUGGUUUUCAAAGUGGCUAACCUCUGUAAUUAAUUAUAUGAUUUAAUGUACCCAAAUACAACAAAUAAGGGAUU